Messenger RNA from Eriocheir sinensis (Chinese mitten crab), 3627 nucleotides. RefSeq lists its product as uncharacterized. Lineage: Eukaryota; Metazoa; Arthropoda; Malacostraca; Decapoda; Varunidae. Bases 247 to 2109 code for a protein of 620 amino acids. Gene Ontology annotation, cellular component: adherens junction. Gene Ontology annotation, biological process: heterophilic cell-cell adhesion; homophilic cell-cell adhesion. The transcript is spliced from 15 exons. The record is from RefSeq and is a predicted model, not a curated record.
CACGCCACUCGCCAGUUUACCUGAGGCGCGCACAGAGGACGGGUGGGCUGAUCCUCGCUCUCGUUGGCUGUGAUAGUGAUAGUGGUUGUGAUGCGGUGAUAAAAGUGUGUGUGUACCUCCAGUCCAGUGCAGCGUAGAUGAUACGAGCCACAUAGCCCUAUAGUGAAGUGGUGGAGUGCGUGCCGACGUGAGGGUGGUGUGUGGCGCAGCCGAGUUGUUGUAGUAGUGGAGGGACUUCAAUAGGCCAUGUGCAAGUGUUCCUUUGUGCUCGUGGCCUGCUUGGCGCUGGCCUGCCUCGCCUCGGCUCAACAAUACGGCGAUUAUGACCAAGCUACCGGCGAUGGAGCGGCAGGCACCAGCGCUCGGAGUACAGACUCUUCGCUCAUCUUCAACCAUAACCAGAUAGUCGUGAACCCCGGCGACCCCGUCAACCUGGACUGUGGAGUGCGGGGGGAGAGUCGCUACUGCAUCUGGGAGAGUGACAACGGCCAGAUCUACCAGGUGGAAGACGUGUACGGUAACGUGUAUGACGGCCUCAGCAAGCCCGAGAACACGGUGGGCAACGAGUGCGGCAUUGUCAUCAACUCCGCGGACAUCAGCCACCACGGGAAAUGGACGUGCAAAGUUUUCGUGGUCGGGAACUCUCUGCUCGGCUCCAAGAACGUGGUAGUCACAAUCAAACCGACAAACCCAGUCCUGGAGAUAGACAGCCAGAGGAACCUUAUAGUGAACAGCGAGGAGGAGCGGCCCGUGGUGUGCUCGGUGGCGGCGGCGCGGCCAGCAGUGGCCAUUCGGUGGUAUCUCGGGGACACCGACAUCACAGCCUCGGCGGAGAAUGAGGAGACUCCAACUGACACAGGGGGCAUCUACAAGAGUGUGUCUACCCUAAGAAGGCAUUUCCAACCAAUGGACAAUGGAAAGAUACUGAUGUGCAGCAUCACACACCAGACACUUUCCGCACCCGCUAAUACCUCCGUCCCCGUCAGCGUUGUGUUCAAGCCACUUGAGAAGCCAGUUACAACAUUCUACCAAAUCCAACCUGGUAGUGAUUAUGACAUGAAAUUCAACUUCUCUGCAAACCCCGAGCCCACCAAACUGGAGUGGCAAUAUGGAAGCAAUCUCGACAACCCAGAGGGCUCCGUCUCAAUUCCUGGUAUACAAGAUCGCUAUUCUGCAGAUUUAGAGGAUCUGGGCCAUGGAAGGUACACAGCCAAGCUGCUAAUUCGUGGCUUCACCGAACAAGAUGCCAUGAAAGAAUAUCAGCUCGUGGCGGAAAACGAAUUUGGUGAAACUCGGUACAGAGUCAAGCUAUCGAUGCACGAUGCUCCACAAGAUGGUGACUCUGAAACAAGCAACCAUGACAAAAUUCCACCCUCUGAGUUAUCAGUGUCUGUUUUUGAUGAGACCGAGUCAAACACACUGAGCGGAGGAGCCGUGGCAGGCAUCAUCAUUGUCCUCCUUGUGGUGGUGGUGGCUGUGGUGGCGGCAGGCUAUGCUCGCUACCGCCAGAUGUUUUGCUUCGCUCCAAUUGGUUCGCCUGAUCUCGAGGAGGCAAAGGACAUCCGGGAGGAACACAGUGACACAGAGAGUGCAAGAGGCCCAGCUGCUGUCCGUCCCAUCACACUCAAAGACAGACUUGGGCAGCUCACGCAGGCCUUCAAAAAAACAAAGCCUGAUCAGGAUGUGAAGUUGGAUGAUCUUGAAAAGAAAUCCCUCACCAAAGAUAAGAUGAACAAGGAAAUGGCUAACAAAGAAUAUAAUCCAGAGGAGAAAGAGCUUUCUGAGGUCACCCACCUACCAGAGGAAACUAACUUUUCCAACACUUACUGCCAAGUUAAAUCUCCUUACUAUGAGGAAAGCCAAGGAAGACCGCUAUCAAAUGAGAUUCUGCACACUCAUCCGGAAGGAACAUUUCCUGAAGAAACCAUUUUACCACAGAUCAAAAUAGAACAAAAUGAGUUUGAAAUGAAAGAGGUUGUCUAUGCUGAACUGGACCUUAGUAAGGGGGAAGGUGAGAAGAAAACCGAGGUGAAGGCGGACGAGAAGACUGAAUAUGCACAGAUUGUUGGCACCAUCACUGACAACCGGGAAGACGAGAAAAAAGAAUAGGACCACCAGUUUCUAAUCAACUCAUAGGACAGCUAAAGCCGACUAGCUAGAUGAUUUUUUUUUCUUUUUCAAGAAUUAUUGUCUUGACUGCCUUCAUGAUUUUACCGUCUAAAGCAGCUGGUGUGCUUGUAGCAGUGACUUAUUUUACAACUGUUCUUGUAAUAACAUCCCAAACUUUUAUACCAUGUACCACAUAAAGACUUUUGAUGUAAUGUUAAGCUAGAGACCCUAGGCAAUUAGAUGUACUGUUAUUUGUGAUUCUAUUUAUUCCCAGUGGAAUGAUGCCCAUGACUAAGAUUUGGUUAACAAGUGAAAUGGUACAGGGUUUUACUUCUGUAAGGCUGAUAUUUCUUUUUUAUUAACCUUGCUGCGCAUGCUUCUCUGGAGAGCAGCUGUUGAUGAGCUAAUAAUUGUGUCUAGCCAUUGCUGAGCCAUUCAUGAAGAGUAAAAUACCAAUAGAAAAUUAUUUUAAGUUGUAUUAGACAACAAUACAGGAGGAUUUUUUUUCAAGGCUAGGAUAUUGCAGGGCCUCCAUAUUCGGAAACAAUUGUGGCCCAGCCAUGAUCCUCUGGCAGCUUUAAGGCAGCCUUGACCAGGAUUGCUUUCCUGGCCACCUUCAUAAGAGCUCAAUGCUCAUCAUGGUUGUUAGUAUACAUUUCUUCCCCCAAAGAAACAGUUCUCAAGAUCUCAACCUGGAAUGAAACUUCUCGGGUACCAUCUAUAGAACAUCACUUGGUGUUCUGGUAGUGUAUGUUAAUAUUAUGGCUGCUCCUACUUCAGACAGAGAGAGUGAAGUAAAAAACACAAAUCUGGAUUUAUCAGCAUUGCCUGAUUAAAACAUAGCUUAAUAUUAGCAUUUAGGUGAAUGACGUGUGAGACUGCAGGUUUGUCUAAACAUAAGCGUGAAUAUCCUACACACAAUGAUCAGCCUUAUGCCUUUUUACUCUGGGCUUUUAUUUUCUUAGGAACCUUUGUUUGUAUUGUGUACCUGACACUUCCCCACCAGAAACUUGACUGAUGCAACAUUACAAACCAACAACAAAGCACAUUAAUGUUAUAGUUACUGUUGCUUAUUAUUUCCAUUGAGAGCAGCCAACUGUAGGUUUUAUUGUAGUCAAAUAGUAGUCCAUGGAUAAAUAUAGUAACUUGGAAUUUUUUUUAUUAUUUUGGCAAAAUAAAAUUGUGUUCAUUAAAGUGACAUGCAGACAAAGAUCUUCCAGUGGUGAAUGAAACCUGCGUUAGGGUGCAAGCUGAAGCGCACAGAAUGAUAGCAUCUCAUAUUUUUAUAUAAAAAUGCUGUAUCGUUCAAUACACCCAUAAAUUCCAUGGAUUGUGAAUGUCUGUGAAUGCAACAAUACACCACAGGAUGCAAAGAUGGUGAGCACUGCUCAAGUAAUGCAUCUUCAUGUAAUACAAGGUAGAAAAUAUGCAUUAAAAAUAUAAUUAUACAAUGUGUACAUGCUGACAUGUAUAAUGUAUUUUGUAAUGUUUGUCUACAAUAUAACAUGAUUCUGUGUG